Onychostoma macrolepis is the source of this 2028-nucleotide messenger RNA. RefSeq names its product Sp6 transcription factor (gene sp6). Gene Ontology annotation, molecular function: DNA-binding transcription factor activity, RNA polymerase II-specific; RNA polymerase II cis-regulatory region sequence-specific DNA binding. Gene Ontology annotation, biological process: regulation of transcription by RNA polymerase II. NCBI's taxonomy places the organism in Eukaryota, Metazoa, Chordata, Actinopteri, Cypriniformes, Cyprinidae. The record is from RefSeq and is a predicted model, not a curated record. Bases 111 to 920 code for a protein of 269 amino acids. The transcript is spliced from 2 exons.
CAUCAGGAGACACUGAGCAGGUUCAGGCAGUGAUUUCAGAUUCCCAUCCACAGUCAUGUGGUGAUACAGUCUCUUUCACACACACACACACACACACACACACACUCAUCAUGGCCCACCCGUAUGACCCCUGGUUGCGUGCGGGGCCGCCGCAGGAGGAGGUGAGCGUGUCUGGCUGGUGGGACAUGCACGCCGGAGCAGCCGCAGGCUGGAUGGACCUGCAGGGGGCGGGGCUGGGGCCGGGGCCAGUGCAGGGCGGCUCCAUGAGCUCCUACACACCUGAGACGCAGAUGUGCUCCGCCCACUCCGGCCUGCACUACCCACCCGAGGGCUUCAAGAUGGAGCCGCUGGCGCAGGAUCUGCUGCCGCUGGCGCAGGCCUCCUCCUCGUACUCCGCGGAGGAGCAGCAGGAUGCCGCAGGAGCUUCCGCUCGACCGAAAUCGCAGCGUCGCGCCGGCAGUCGUGCUCCCGGCCAGGCCUCCUGCCGCUGUCCCAACUGCCUGAGCGCCGAGUCUCUGGGGAACGCCGGCGACAAGCGCAAGCACCUGCACAACUGCCACAUCCCUGGCUGCGGGAAAGCCUACGUGAAGACGUCGCACCUCAAGGCGCACCUGCGCUGGCACAGCGGCGACCGGCCCUUCGUCUGCAACUGGCUGUUCUGCGGCAAGCGCUUCACGCGCUCGGACGAGCUGCAGCGCCACCUGCAGACGCACACCGGCGCCAAGCGCUUCGGCUGCAGCUCGUGCCCGCGGGUCUUCCUGCGCGCAGACCACCUGGCCAAACACAUGCGCGUGCACGAGUCACCGAGCCCAGCAGCCGAGGAGACUCGAUCCGCGGCGACCGCGACAGCGACAUCACUGCUCAGAGUGAAGACUGAAUCGGAGAACUGCGACGACGACGCGACGGUAGCGAACGGCUAAUCACGUGACCGCUCGUAAGAAUCACGUGACCAAUAAGCCCUCCCAUUAAAUGAGAUCAUUCUGAAGGUGACUGAAAUGAACUGUAAUCACAUCUGUAAAUGAUCUGUAGAAGACGGCAUUAGGAUUAAAUACGUAAUGCUUCUCUAUCUUCAGUUUUAUUUAUAUUUGUACAUUUUGUGUUUCAUAUUCUCUGUCGAUUAACUUAAGAUGUUGCGUUUCGUCCGUGUGUUUUUAUCAUUGUAAUCUUGAGAUGUUUAGUGAGGAUGUGUAAUUAGUUUGAAUAAAUAUAAAGCGUUUUGUUAGUUUUUCAUGUGUCUUGUGAUAGUGCCAUUAAACAUCAGUCUAACAAUAAACACACUCAGCAAUAUCUCAGUUAAAUCAUUUAUUUAGACCGUGACUUUUUACUAAUUUCUCUUAAUAAAUUGACCACCCCUUUAUUCAAUAUGAAGGUUACAUAAAAAGACAGAUGAAGAUUAAAAAAAUAGCCCCAUAAUAUAUAUAGUGCUGUCAAACGAUUAAUCGCAUCCAAAAUAAAAGUUUUUGUUUACAUAAUAUGUGUAUGUGUACUGUAUAUAUUUAUUAUGUAUAUAUAAAUAUACAUGCGGAUAUAUUUGAAAAAUAUGUAAUGUUUAUAUAUUAAAUAUAUUUAUACAUUAUAUGAAUAUAAAUAUAGACAAGUAAAUAUAUGUUAAUAUUUUCAAAAUAUAUACCUUAUGUGUGUGUAUUUAUACAUACAUAAUAAAUAUACACAUAACACACAUAUAUUAUGCAAACACAAACUGUUAUUUUGGAUGCAAUUAAUCAUUUGACAGCACUAAUAUAUAUUUAUACAGAGAGAUCAAAAGCUGAUUAAGUAAAAAAAACAGAUCUUAAGCUUAGGGAAAACAAGUACACAAUUAUAGUCACAAUAAAGAAACUAUUUACAAGCAAUAGGGCCAAAAAAAAUGCGUUGUUUUGUGUGUUUUGUGUUUGUGUUUUUCAGGUAGGUCUACAGUAUCUAACAGAAGAAAUACUACACAAACUGAAUACACUAAUGAAAUGUAUUAAUUAAAUAUUCACUGUAUGAAUUCAUUGUCAAUCAUUCUUAUUAAAGCCAUAAAAAUUAUUC